Molecule: messenger RNA, 1372 nt
Organism: Chlamydomonas reinhardtii
Lineage: Eukaryota; Viridiplantae; Chlorophyta; Chlorophyceae; Chlamydomonadales; Chlamydomonadaceae
Exons: 5
Coding region: 112-588 (158 amino acids)
Source: RefSeq, a predicted model, not a curated record
CGCAAACGCUAAACUUCCACUUGCUUCUAUCCUCACUUCUUUGCCUACUCCGCACCCGUUCGUCUUUCGGCGACCAGUCAAUCUUUGAAGAUGGCGUCUUCCACUAUUGUGAUGGGCGUUGCUGCCCUGGCCUUCUGCACCUGGGCCGUCUCGCUGGCCGGCCUCGCUUCCGUCCAGGAGCAGUGCACCCCUGACUGGAGCGACAUGAUUGGUGUGCGCGUGAACGGCUUCUCCACUGGCCUGGCCUGCUACACCUUCUUCCGCUACUAUUGGUUCAUCGUGAGCCUUGAGUUCGCCCUGAUUGUCGGCGUUGCCGGCGUCCUGGCCACCGGCGCCUACGCCAAGUUCCGCAACUCCUUCCUGGGCCUGAUCUGCGUGGCCACCCUGCUGUACAUCCAGAUGUCCGACGCCACCCUGACCCUGGACUCCCUGACCGCUGAGUCCGGUGGCCAGCUCAAGAACCGCGUGCGCACCUGGAUCGCCGGCUCCAUCAUGACCGCCGCCGUCAACUGCUUCCUGAUCAUCGCCCUGGGCAUGACCGAGGCCCAGGUGGAGGCUAUCUCCGGCGAGAAGGCCACCGCUGUUUAAUGCGCCUGGUGCGUAGUGUUACGCGAGUGUGAGCAGCUGACCUGAUGAGCGUGACCCACUUUGCCGCUGCCAUUGUGCGGUGGCCUGACCUGACUGAGUGACAUCUAAAUUUGGGCUGUUUCUUAUUGCGCAUCCGCGAAUGACCUCUCGGACCAACUGACGGAAAAUAACGAGCGUGGUGGACAUCCUCCUGCGACACGAGCGUUGCGUGGCCACUUAACGUAGCGUGCGUGUCGAAGACGUUUAUACCCGGGGCUGAUGGAGGUCAUGCGGUGGCCCCAGGGCGGGAAGUACAUACGUGCUAGAUUGCUAUGUGCUAGCAAUUCAUGCUGAAUAAAUGAGGGAUUGAGGCGGUGGGCUGGCUAGUGGCCACACUACAGGAGUGUGCGCGCACGAGACGCGGCAAGCGGCAAGGCUAUAUCUUGUAAGCAUUUUGUCGAGCGGUGGCCAGUACCGUACUCUCGUCCCACAUCAGGCUCAGCGCAGCAGCAAACGUGCUUCCAGGAUUUCAGCUGGGCAUUGCCACAGUACCACAGGUUGCGUGCCACGGAUUGGGACAUGCCUGGCUCCGUUCCAGGUGGGUGCAUUUUGUGGGUUUCGCGUUGUCGCGGCGAAUGGCAGCAGCCUAGUUGCGAGCUGGAACGCGUCCGCCCCUGCAAGCGGCAGCAGUCUCCACGACACUCGGACUCCGUUUGGCGUGCCGAAUGCGGAGCAGCGUGGAGCGCGCACCGGUGUCUCGUCUCGAAGGUAACAAGUAACCGCAUUGCCGCUGACACUAACUUCU